CAAUCUCACUUAUAAUGCUGAUUCUGAAAAGAAUAAAUCUAAAGCACUCAUAAAUCUCAAGAAUCAGUCUCAUUCUUCAAACCCAUAUGCUAUUUCCCAUUUCAUGAUGAAUCAAUUAAUUUAAAUUUCUUCUUCUUAUUCUUGUUUAUGUGCAUUCAUUCCAUGAUAGCGAAUAAAACACCCCAUUUGCCACCACAAUUCUGAAUCAUCCAUUUUCUUUUUACCUCGUACGAUCAAAUGCCUCAUGUUCUUGCAUUUUUGGCAAGAAAAUCAGCUGCAUGAUCUUAAUUCUUAGGUUUUUCAUUUCAUGACAUGUUUGAUUGGGUUUUCCCAUUUGGCAAGGAACUGGCCCUUCUCAUUUCUUGUGGUUAUUCAAUUAUUUGUUGUAAAGAUUCAAUUUUUCUGAAUGCCCAUGUCCUGAAAAGUUAUAAUACCUGCCACAUUCUUCUUUAGUAGUGAAUCUUUUUUUGAGUUGGUAGCACACAAGAAUUCUUGAUUUGAAAGGAUGAAAAAAUGCUCCUAUUGAUUCCAUCAAUUCUCUUUUGGCUGGCUUCUCUGUUCAUGUCUGAAUUGGGAUCAAGACUAAUGAACAGAACAACACAUUCCUAAGUAUAGAAUCCAUAAAUUGAGUUAGUUAGAAAGAGAUGCAAUCUAGAGUGGGAAGUGUGAGCAUAUUAGAGGAAGGCCAAAUUCCUCCAAGGAUUAUUAUACACCAACGCAACAACCAUCUGCCUCUUAGGCUGCUGCUUCUCUUCCUCUUGUUAGGAGUAGGCCUAGUGUUUCUCUAUGUCAGUAUGUAUACAUACGGCUGCAUCCGCAUCCACGACUUUUCCUCCUCCAGGAUCCAGACCCACCAGGCCUGCGUUCAACGCUUGGCGAGCUGGACUAGGCCUCCAUUGACCCUCGUGCACGAGAUGAACGACACAGAGCUGUUUUCGUGCGCCUCAUCAUCGCUUAACAAGCUCCCCUCCAACAGGACUCCCAAGAUUGCAUUCAUGUUCUUGACAAGGGGGCCUCUGCCCCUCUCCCCUCUCUGGGACAAGUUUUUCCAAGGCAACGACCGCCUUUACUCGAUCUACAUUCACUCCUCGCCUACCUAUGAUCCCGAUUUUGACCCUUCUUCCCCCUUCUAUGGCAGGCAGAUACCUAGCCAGGUUGCUGAGUGGGGGAGGAUGAGCAUGUGUGACGCGGAGAGGCGCCUCCUUGCCAACGCGCUGCUGGAUGUCUCGAACGAGUGGUUUGUGCUGGUGUCGGAAGCAUGCAUCCCACUGAAAAACUUCAGCACCAUCUACACCCACAUAUCCCAAUCCCAGUUGAGCUUCCUUGGGGCCUUUGAUGAGGACAGUCCGAACGCCCGGGGGCGGUACAACUGGGGGAUGGAGCCAGAGGUGAACCUCUCGGACUGGCGAAAGGGGUCCCAGUGGUUCGAGCUUAGCAGGAAGCUGGCAGUGGAGGUUGUGCGGGACGCCUUCUACUACCCGAAGUUUAAGUACUUCUGCAGGGCGGACAGCUGCUAUAGUGAUGAGCAUUACCUGCCCACAAUGCUGACCCUGCUGUCGCCGCGCCUCCUUGCCAACCGGACCCUCACGUGGGUCGACUGGUCCAGGGGCGGGCCCCACCCGGCCUUGUACGACGUGGGGGAGCUGACAGAGAACUUCUUCAAGGAUGUUGUUGAUGGUGAAUCAUGCAUGUACAAUAAUCACACUACCAAUCUAUGUUUUAUGUUUCUAAGGAAGAUUGCUCCUUCUGCAUUGGAUCAUUUGUUGAGCCAUUCGUUGGAGUUUUUCGGAUUUUGAUGGACUUCUUUUUUUACUAUGAGAUAGAAUUUUGGAUGUGUUGUUGAUGUGAAGAUUCAUUAACGAAGAAAUUGGGGAGAGUGCCAUGUUGGUUUGUUUGAUGAAAGUUGAGUUUUGUUCGUACAA
This is a messenger RNA of Salvia splendens (bonfire salvia), 1922 nucleotides long. RefSeq names its product glycosyltransferase BC10. Gene Ontology annotation, cellular component: membrane. Lineage: Eukaryota; Viridiplantae; Streptophyta; Magnoliopsida; Lamiales; Lamiaceae. The record is from RefSeq and is a predicted model, not a curated record. The transcript is spliced from 2 exons. The coding region runs from base 645 to 1796 and encodes 383 amino acids. Gene Ontology annotation, molecular function: glycosyltransferase activity.